Messenger RNA from Paramecium primaurelia, 331 nucleotides. The record is from the annotation of a GenBank genome assembly. NCBI's taxonomy places the organism in Eukaryota, Ciliophora, Oligohymenophorea, Peniculida, Parameciidae.
AUGGAUUGUAUUCGUUUCUGGACUGUCAUUUUUGGAUGUGGUUUCAUUUUAUUUGUAAUGAAAUAUCAUAUAAUUAUAGUUGUCCUUGUUCCUUAUAUUGAAAUAUUAGAUUGAAUUUUAUAGAUAUCCUGUUAAGAAUUAAACUAAUUCAGAAACUACAGCUUUAGUAUCAGCAUGUGUAUAUUUGGCUCUGACGAUUGGUUUUAUAAUUUGGGGAAAGAGAAAGGCUGAGAAACAUAAAUUAGAGAUUUAAUAGUAAUAUAGCAAUUUGCCAGCUAAUUAAUUUGAAGCAGCUCCUGAGAUUGAGAAUGAAAAAAAGAUGGAAUCAUGA